Messenger RNA from Trifolium pratense (red clover), 1773 nucleotides. RefSeq names its product formamidopyrimidine-DNA glycosylase. The transcript has 10 exons. The record is from RefSeq and is a predicted model, not a curated record. Gene Ontology annotation, molecular function: oxidized purine nucleobase lesion DNA N-glycosylase activity; zinc ion binding; damaged DNA binding. Bases 261 to 1466 code for a protein of 401 amino acids. Gene Ontology annotation, cellular component: nucleus. Gene Ontology annotation, biological process: base-excision repair. NCBI's taxonomy places the organism in Eukaryota, Viridiplantae, Streptophyta, Magnoliopsida, Fabales, Fabaceae.
AAUUCAUUUGGCCCAACCAAUGGAAAAGGGGAAUAUUUGACCAUAUAGUCCAAGUUGAAAUGCGAUGAAUCAAUCAGAGCCGUUGUUUGGAACGCAGCGACAACAUCAUCAACGGAUACGAUUUAAAGCCGUGCUUUGAUGUAACGGUACAAGAAUCAAAAACGCAAAGAAUAUCGUGCUUCGUGCCUGUAACAAAAGAAGAGAAAAUCACAACGCGGGAAAACUCCAUAGACAACAAUCAGAGUAACUGACUAAGCACAAUGCCGGAGCUACCGGAGGUAGAGGCGGCGAGAAAGGCGGUGGAAGACAACUGCAUCGGAAAGAAGAUAACCAAAUGCAUCGUUGCCGAUGAUUCCAAAGUCAUCGACGGUGUCUCUCACUCCGACUUCGAAGCUUCCGUCGUCGGCAAAACCAUCGUCGCUGCUCGCCGGAAAGGAAAGAAUAUGUGGCUUCAGCUCGAUUCUCCUCCUUUUCCUUCUUUCCAAUUUGGUAUGGCUGGUGCUAUAUACAUAAAGGGCGUUGCAGUGACGAAGUAUAAAAGGUCUGCUGUAAAUGAUGAGGAUGAAUGGCCUUCCAAAUAUUCAAAGUUUUUUAUUCAGCUAGAUGAUGGUUUGGAGCUGUCCUUCACUGACAAAAGGCGGUUUGCUAGAGUUCGCCUGCUCAAAGAUCCGACAUUGGUUCCUCCCAUAUCUGAGCUUGGUCCUGAUGCACUUUUUGAACCCAUGACACUUGACGUGUUUACUGAGCGUUUGCACAAGAAGAAAACUGAAAUCAAGGCUUUAUUACUAGACCAAAGCUAUAUUUCAGGUAUUGGAAAUUGGGUUGCAGAUGAAGUGCUGUAUCAAGCAAGGAUUCAUCCUCGGCAGAUAGCUUCUAGCCUGUCAGCAGAGAACUGCUCAACUUUGCACAAGUCCAUUAAAGAGGUUAUUGAAAAAGCAGUUGAGGUUGGAGCAGAUAGUAGUCAAUAUCCCACUAAUUGGAUAUUUCAUUCUCGUGAAAAGAAGCCCGGCAAAGCUUUUGUUGAUGGGAAAAAAAUUGACUUCAUCACAGCAGGUGGCAGGACAACUGCUUACGUGCCAGAGUUGCAAAAGCUAAGUGGAACACAAGUGUUAAAAGAAACCGGUAAACCUAGAGGGAAAACCUCAAAGAAAACAAGUGUAGAUGAUGAUAACAAUGAUGACAUUGAGAAUCCUACAAAGAACGAAGACGAGAAUUUGGGAAGUCUCAAAUCAAAGAAGGAAACGGGAAAGGCUGGAGCUAAAGGUAAGAAACCUUCCAAAAGAAAGAAGACUGAGGAAAGUGACAAUGACAAUGACAAUGAUGAUGGGGAUGCUGGUGCUGAUAAUGAUGACAGUGAUCAAGUUGAAAAGAAGAAACCAGGCAAACAAACUAAGGGAGAGAAGCAACCAAAGAAAAGUGUUCAAGGCAGUCAAAAUAGUAGGAGUACUAGGAGUAAAGCCAAGUAGCAACUUUUGGGCUUGAAUAUGUUUACCAUGGCUGUGUUUCUACUCUGCUCUAGAACAACAGAAGGAUGGUUUCCAUGUUCCCGCAACAUAGGUUCGCUUGAUAACAUUUUGUCUCUAUGAUCUGUUAGUACUUGAUCGGCUUUACUUCAACAAGUUAUGGACUUGUGGUUUUGUAUGAUAAUUUAGUUUCUGCAUGUUAACCAGACAAUGUUGGAUGCCUUCAGUUUUUUGCAACUAAAUGCUAACGUUAACGUCUUGUGAAGUGUGCACAAGAAUAUUUUCAGGUUUAAGAUAUAUUUUUUGUCUA